GAGCGGCGGGCUGCCGGGGCCGCCUGUGCACGGCGGCGGUCGCCUGAGCCGCGCGGUUCCGCAUCAUCCGCCGAGUGUGAUGAGGCUGCUCUGCCUCGCUGCUCCGCUUGCCGCCAGCUGACAGCGCCGGCACACAGCCCGCCCGCGAGGGCAGACGCCGCGGGGCCGUGACCUUGGCCGAAGAGCGCGCAGACCGAUAAUUCCAGUAUCUGAGAGCGGACCAAGUGUGGGGUGACAUGGCCCAGGGAAUAAUUACGGGCAGACUAGCAACGGGGUGGCAGACGAAUCACCCAACAUGCUGGUGUACAGAAAGAUGGAAGACGUCAUAGCACGCAUGCAAGAUGAAAAAAAUGGAAUUCCUAUUCGUACUGUCAAAAGCUUUCUUUCCAAGAUACCUAGCGUCUUCUCUGGGUCAGACAUUGUUCAGUGGUUAAUAAAGAACUUAACUAUAGAAGAUCCAGUGGAGGCACUCCAUUUGGGAACAUUAAUGGCUGCCCAUGGCUACUUCUUUCCAAUCUCGGAUCACGUCCUCACACUCAAAGAUGAUGGCACCUUUUAUCGGUUUCAGACACCCUAUUUUUGGCCAUCAAAUUGUUGGGAGCCGGAAAACACGGACUAUGCGGUUUACCUCUGCAAGAGAACAAUGCAAAACAAGGCAAGGCUAGAAUUGGCAGACUAUGAAGCUGAGAGCCUGGCCAGGCUGCAGAGAGCAUUUGCUCGGAAGUGGGAGUUCAUUUUUAUGCAAGCAGAAGCACAAGCAAAAGUGGACAAGAAGAGAGACAAAAUUGAAAGGAAGAUCCUUGAUAGCCAAGAGAGAGCAUUCUGGGACGUCCACAGACCUGUGCCUGGUUGUGUAAAUACCACUGAAGUGGACAUUAAGAAGUCAUCCAGAAUGAGAAACCCACACAAAACACGGAAGUCUGUCUAUGGUUUACAAAAUGACAUUAGAAGUCACAGUCCUACCCACACACCCACACCAGAAAUGAAACCUCCAACAGAAGAUGAGUUACAACAACAGAUUAAAUAUUGGCAAAUACAGUUAGACAGACAUCGGUUAAAAAUGUCAAAAGUUGCUGAUAGUCUGUUAAGUUACACGGAACAAUAUUUAGAAUAUGACCCAUUUCUUGUGCCACCUGACCCUUCUAAUCCAUGGCUGUCUGAUGAUACUACUUUCUGGGAACUCGAAGCAAGCAAAGAACCAAGCCAGCAGAGGGUAAAACGAUGGGGUUUUGGCAUGGAUGAAGCACUGAAAGACCCAGUUGGGAGAGAACAGUUCCUUAAAUUUCUAGAGUCAGAAUUCAGCUCAGAAAAUUUAAGAUUCUGGCUAGCAGUGGAGGACCUGAAGAAAAGGCCUAUUAGAGAAGUCCCUUCCCGAGUUCAGGAAAUAUGGCAAGAAUUUCUGGCUCCAGGAGCCCCCAGUGCCAUUAACUUGGAUUCUAAGAGCUAUGACAAAACCACACAGAAUGUGAAGGAGCCUGGACGAUACACAUUCGAAGAUGCUCAGGAGCACAUUUACAAAUUGAUGAAAAGUGAUUCAUACCCACGUUUUAUAAGAUCCAGUGCCUAUCAAGAGCUUCUACAGGCAAAGAAAAAGGUAUUGGUUCUUUGUGACCUUUUUCGAUCUGGUUCUCAGUUGUAAUUAUAUGGAGUAGUUCCUUCUGCUGAGCCCAGGGUAUUGGACAAAUGAUGUUCAUGCUUUACAACGUUUUUUAAGAAGCUGUUUUCGUGUUUCAUGUUAGUCUUCUGUAUGUCUAGUUUAAGGAAAUAAAAAUUACAAUAGUGAAAAGGAAAGAACAUCAUUAAGUCAAAAACUUGAAGAGGGGUUUCUCUUUCCAGUAAGCUCAAGUGUGUUUUUGGCCACAUACCCCAUAACUAAAUAUAGACUCAUAUUUUUCAAUGAAAGUUGUCAAAAUGUAGUAAUGUUCGCUUCAGAAUAUUUUAAUUUGAUAUUUAUCCUGGAUUACUUAGUAUCCCUAGGAUAAAUUUUACAUACCUAAGAAGGUAGCCAAACACAUUUUGGAAGAGCUGCAAUAGACCUCAUUAUUCAAUUAAUGUUUAUAAUCAGUGUAAACAAUAAAGCAGAGUAUGGAAAAUCUGAAUAUAAAAAUCAACACUAUUCAUUAUUUUUUAAUGUUAAAAUAGUCUAUAACUUCUUGAAAUUUUGAGAUUAAAUUGUAAUUUUGUGUGAUUGAUGACUGUCAUCUAGGCUAAUGGGAGUUUUCAAAGUCCAUGGCCUCUGCAGAUACCCUGUCUUUGCAGGAAGCAGAUACCCUGUCUUUGCAGGUACCCUGUCUUUGCAGGUACCCUGUCUUUGCAGGUGCCCAAUGCAGCUGCACUAGCCACAUGGGGUUGUUUACAUUUAAAUUUAAAUUAGUUACAAGUACAUAAAAUGCUAGCCAGAGUUCAAGUGCUCAAUGGCCACAGCAUAAGGCUUCUGAAAUAUUGGACAACAUAGAAUGAAGUUCACAUCUUUUCAGAAAGUUCUGUUGGACACAAGUGCUCUACAGAAUUGAUGUAAUCGAUAGAAAUCUAGUCCUGACAGAAAAUUAUGAGAAAAUUCAGAAAAUAUUCCACGAGAUUUUCAAAUAUGUAGGAUUUACACAUGUCAGCGUAAAACCUUUACAUAUCUACUUCAUUUUAGUGUCAUUUUAUUUUGCUUGAAACCAUACCAUUUUGUUUGCACAGGAAGAGUUUUGGUGUUAAAAAAUAAAAGUACUAAUAAAAACAGAGCCUGUGCCCUGUGUCUAGCGUCCUUCUUUGGCAGCUCUCCUACCUUCCUGGUCCCUUGAUUUAGAACAUGGAUUUGCUGUUGCAUCAUUUCAUCAUCCUGUCUUUCUCCACUCUGUUUUCUUUGCUUUCUUUUUAUUUAUGUUCCCUAGUUCCCUUUGCCCCAUCCCACCCCACUCAUGUAAGUCGGAACACUCAAUGGAUCGCAGAACAUCUUUUGAGAAAUUUGCACAGAAUGUGGUAAGUUUUGUUUUUUUGAGGAAUUACAAAUCAUUAAGUCCAAUUCAGAAAGUUUCCCAAUUUCUAACCCCAUCUCUCACCUUGCAUCCUUUGAUGUAACAACGAAAGUAUUGUCUUUAUUCAAAUUCAGAACUUUGUGCUUCCUGCUUAUCUUUCUGUCCCAACUCUUUCUAGAGUAAAGAUGUCAUCCAUGAAAAACCACACGUAUCAAACUAAGGUUUGGAAAGAAGUGUAUAUUAUGACAUAUAAAAUGAAGAAAUGAUAUUUUUUGUAUUUUUAUUUUUAUUCCAUGUAUCCCUUUCUUUCUUAAAGAUAGUGCAUGCGUUUCUACAUGCUCUUUCUCUUAG
This is a messenger RNA of Zalophus californianus (California sea lion), 3314 nucleotides long. RefSeq names its product regulator of G protein signaling 7 (gene RGS7). The transcript has 17 exons. Gene Ontology annotation, biological process: regulation of G protein-coupled receptor signaling pathway; G protein-coupled receptor signaling pathway; intracellular signal transduction. NCBI's taxonomy places the organism in Eukaryota, Metazoa, Chordata, Mammalia, Carnivora, Otariidae. The record is from RefSeq and is a predicted model, not a curated record. The coding region runs from base 296 to 1639 and encodes 447 amino acids.